This is a messenger RNA of Conger conger (European conger), 3306 nucleotides long. RefSeq names its product stimulated by retinoic acid gene 6 protein-like. Bases 916 to 2718 code for a protein of 600 amino acids. The transcript is spliced from 17 exons. The record is from RefSeq and is a predicted model, not a curated record. Gene Ontology annotation, molecular function: retinol transmembrane transporter activity; signaling receptor activity. Gene Ontology annotation, cellular component: plasma membrane. Gene Ontology annotation, biological process: vitamin A import into cell. NCBI's taxonomy places the organism in Eukaryota, Metazoa, Chordata, Actinopteri, Anguilliformes, Congridae.
GAUCUUUUCCUGCAUCUUUCCCUUGUGCCUGCUCUCUUCAUCAUGGCUGUGUUGUCGUACCUCCAGAGGAGGGUUAGACAGACGGCCCUCGACAGCAAGAUUCCUGCUCUUAGCGGCCACUUUGGCAUAGUUGUGGUCGCAGAGGGGGCUGGAGCCUAUCCCAGCAUACAUUGGGCGAAAGGCAGGAAUACACCCUGGACAGGUCGCCAGUCCAUCGCAGGGCACACACACCAUUCACUCACACACUCAUACCUACGGGCAAUUUAGACUCUCCAAUCAGCCUAACCUGCAUGUCUUCGGACGGAAACCGGAGUACCCGGAGGAAACCCACACAGACACGGGGAGAACAUGCAAACUCCGCACAGAGAGGCCCCGGCCGAUGGGGAUUCGAACCCAGGACCUCCUUGCUGUGAGGCGGCAGUGCUAACCACUGCACCAUCCGUGCCGCCAAGACCUGACCAGCAGACUGAAAUAUCACCAAACCUUUGUUUUUAGUCUCUGUUUAUCUCAGUUUUUAGGUCUGUCCUGGACCAGAAAGAGGCUACAGUGUCAGUCAGCAACAUGGCACAUUUCUCAUAAUGCUUUCUUGUAACACUGGCACAAUGAAUACAAUACAGCAUCAUAAAUAUUGUGAAGCAUUAUUGAAGGUUAUGUAUUGUUUGCUUUUAAAGUUAUCCAGUAACUCUGAAAUUACUACACAUAGGGUAGAAGCUGGAUUGUGUUGUCAUCAGAUCUGUUGCAGACUUAGGGCACAUAAUUAUUUGAAAUUCUUUAAAACCACCAGGUUAAAUAUUUUGGAGAAAAUUCUUUCAUAUGACCAUAUACUUUUUCAGGGAUGUUUUAGAAUUGUACCUAAAUUCUGUUGAGAGUCAUGUUUGAGGAGGUCAGAGCCGCUGUGUGUAAUGGCUGUGUGUAAUGCUUUUCAGGCCACUGGACCUGAUCACCAGCCUCAGUAACAGGUGGUCUUACGGCUUCGCCUUCGGCGCGGUGUCGUCCAGCGUCAUGCUACUCUUUUCUGAGAGCUAUCUGCCUUUCCAAGUCCCGGCCUGGGCUAUAGCCAUCGUGUACCUGGUUGGAGCUCUGGAGGUGGGCUUGGCGUACUUCCCCUUCUUUGCCUGUCUGUCGACCCCCUUUAGAGCAGCUGGAGCAGUGCUGGGAUUCCUCUACACUCUAGUAUGGGUUUUAGUAACACUGUGGGACACUGUCACCUGCCCUGCUGGCAAUAUCCUCGGAAGGUUCCAGAAGCCAGUGCUGCAGUGGCCGUGUAUCCUGUGUCUGGUCUUCCUGCUGGGCCGAUUCGUCCACAUGCUGGUGAAGGCCGUCCGCAUCCACCUGGGGCUGGAGAGGGCAGAGGGUCAGGAGCAAUUGCUGCAGAGUCAUCAGGCUCAAUACAUUCAGACUUUACUGAGCCGCCCUUCCCAACGGAGGAUGGAGCUGAACUGGUUUCAGAGGAAGGUUUACACCUGGGACCCGCACUUCAAGUUUCCCAACAGGAUGAUUGGCACUUCCAUCAUUUCUCUCAUUGGCCUGUAUAUCAUGACGGUGGCAGAUUACAGUCUGAGCGACUACGCCUUUGACAGCCUGGACGUGCUGAAGGACUCGCUGGAGGAUCUGGUCAUCUCCUGUAACCUCACAGAUCACUCCAUCGCUGCCUUGGUCCCCCAGCUGAAGGAGUUCACUCGAGUAGCCCGAGGUGCCUGGCUCGCCACAACUAUUUUUGCCAGCCUGACCUCUGUGUCGUACACAUUUCACGUGUUAGCAUGUUACAGAAAGCACCUGAAGAGAUUAUGGGCGGGACAGAAGCACUUCCUGCCAGAGAAGUUCCACCACCCUAGCCCCGCCGUCAGUGUGGCAGCCAUUGCAAAGUACUCAGGCUGGCAGAUUGCUUUUAUGAUGUGGGGCUUCUUGAUCAUACAUUUUGUUCAGUUCCUCUUCGCACUGCUCAUAGCUUACCUGGUGGUCGUUCCUCUUCAACACGGCAAUGGUCUGGCCAUGCUGUCUAACCUGGGCUUCAUCAUCCUGACGGUCGGUGUGGUUAUGGGUAUGGUCGCCCUCCAGCUGGUUCUUGUUCAGAAGUUCUUUCUUCAAGACAAGAUUUCCCCCACUGAUAAACAGAAGCCCUUGGCUCUUAAUAACAGGUAUGAGUUCAGGAGGGCCUUCCACAACUUCAACUACUUCUUCUUCUUCUACAAUGUGAUCAUGGGUCUGAGCAACUGCAUUCUGAGGCUGCUGACCAGCUGUGUGCUGGGCACCUGGCUGAUCUCACGCAUCGACCGCACCAUCAUGCAGAGGGGCUAUGAGUCCCUGGACCCAGGCUACAGCACCUGGAUAGGAAUGAUCUUCGCCGACCAUUACCACAGCAACCCUGUCCUGAUAUGCUUCUGCAACCUCCUGUUGGAAGAACGGCUGCAGAAGGAGAGAGCAGCCAUCACGUAUUCACCUUCAAACAGCUCAGCAGCCGUAUCAGUGGAAGGCAGCAGGGCAACACGUCGAUGGCUACUGCUGUACACCCUGCUGAAGAACCCUCAGCUGAUCCUGCAGAGGAAACGCCUGGCCUCCACCUCCGCCCACGACGACUCUUCGGGCCGCGCCCCACUGGAAACCAUCGCCCUGGCUUGCGUUCUAGCCCUGCAGAGGAGCAGGGUUCAGGGGGAGGCAGACACGCCCGCCCCCAUAAAGGGGGGGCCAGACACAGACGCACGUCCAACGGCUGACUGAUGCCUUUUGGCAACCCCCCUGCCCCAAAACACCCAACUGAACGCCACAUUUCCCCCACAAACCCUCAGGCUGAGAAAAUUUACGAGGAACCUGCAGUCAAACUGAAAGGUCACAGAAGCUGUUGAAUACUCUACCCGAACAAGAGAUAAAGCUUCAGUUACACAGCAACAUUGCUUUAGGUGCGUGAUAAGGACAUAAGUCCCCUCAUUAACAUUCUGCUUUUAAAUUCAUUUAUGUUGCUUCCUCGGAAAUGAGACAACAUUUGACUUGGCUAUGCUGGUGGUAGUAGAGUAUAAUUCAGAGGGGACUCGGCUUGUAGCUCAGAUGAGAAAUUCACACCCAAAUGGAGGAACUGCCUAUGUAGGGGAAUUUCCUCUAUACAUAACCAGCUGUAUACAUGGAUAAUGUGGAAAACCGUGAGAUGUAUCAGUUGCCCUGGAUACGGGCAUCCGCUGAUCAAGCAGUCAACUUAAACAAAAGCCCCUUUUUUGCAACAGAUUAAACCUGUAUUUAAGUAUGUAUUUAUAUUUUGUUAUUGAUAUAUUUCAUUAAUUUGGUCUUAACAUAAAUGUUUGUAACAACUCAGCA